Messenger RNA from Sabethes cyaneus, 1648 nucleotides. Its product is annotated as RING finger protein 121. The transcript has 7 exons. Gene Ontology annotation, cellular component: endoplasmic reticulum membrane; Golgi membrane. Bases 239 to 1192 code for a protein of 317 amino acids. The record is from RefSeq and is a predicted model, not a curated record. Lineage: Eukaryota; Metazoa; Arthropoda; Insecta; Diptera; Culicidae. Gene Ontology annotation, molecular function: metal ion binding; ubiquitin protein ligase activity.
UUCCGAUCUGGCAGACAGUGUUCUGUGUCUGCGAUUGUAAUUGGGCUGCAAUAAAAGAAAGGAGUGAAAUUAAAACUUAAUUUCCUGUCUAACGCAACGAAACAUGGGCUCUGAAACAACGAGAGCAGAAACAGAUUCGUAACGUGAUUGCCGGACAACAUAUCUAGUGAACGUGUAUAGUGUACAGGACGAUUCAUUCAAUCGAUUGCAAGUCGUCAAGCUGGAAAUUAACGUAAGCAUGAAUCUACACGAGCCGGUCGAUAUGCUCAAUAAAACUAUUGACGAUCUCACGCCAGAGGAAAAGAUGAGAAUCGAGCACAUGAAGCUGCACGAAAAACACAAAGGCCAUGAAUCGAUGCACGCAGAGAUGAUUGUUAUUCUGCUGGUCACAUUGAUCAUAGCACAGAUCGUUCUGGUGGAAUGGAAGAAAAGGCACUACAAGUCAUAUUCGCUAAUGACACUCGUGGCGCUCUGGUUAAUACCAUUUGCGCUUUGUGUGCGAAAUCAGUAUUGGCGCUUCAUCUUCUUCUGGCUGAUAUUCAGCUGCAUUACGGCACUGGUUAUGCGGAAGGCACUGAGAAAACCGGUGGCUGGCACCACCCCACGGCUGGUUUACAAGUGGUUCUUAUUUAUCUACAAGCUAAGCUACGGUCUAGGAAUACUCGGCUAUAUCAUCAUGGUGUUUACCUUUUUCGGGCUGAACUACGUCUUCAACCAGGCACCUACCGUUUGGAUGGACGUAGGUUUUCUGUUGGUGUUCUACGGGUUGUAUUUCGGGGUAUUGGGAAGAGAUGUUUCGGAAAUUUGCGCCGAUAAGAUGGCAGCUCACAUUGGGUAUUACACACCAAAAGGCAUACCCACCAGGCAUUUGGAGCGAAAUGUAUGUGCCGUCUGUGGCAAUCAGCUUCUAACAGACGUGAACGAGACGGGUGUCAUAGAAGACACUUAUAAAUUAUCCUGUGAUCAUGUGUUUCACGAAUUUUGCAUACGCGGUUGGUGCAUCAUCGGUAAAAAGCAAACUUGCCCGUACUGUAAAGAGAAAGUGGACCUCAAGAAAAUGUUCUGCAAUCCUUGGGAACGACCACACGUUCUGUACGGGCAGCUGCUAGAUUGGAUCCGAUGGCUGGUGGCAUGGCAACCGUUGAUCCUAAUGAUUGUUCACGGAAUCAACUGGGCACUAGGAUUAGAAUAGCUACCUCGAGCCGCGCUGCUAUUCGGGAGACCUCCCCCAGUGUCGUCUUCGUUGGCAGCAUCGUGAUUGUCAUAUUCGUCCUCUGCGUUGUGACUGCCGUCGUCGAUUUUUUUUUCUUUCAAAGAUUUUAUUCGUACUACAUUUCGCACCAAGUGUAAUUGUUUUUCGGUUUGUUCAAAUCGAUUUAGGCAAUAUUUUGUUUUGUUUUGAUCACAUGCGACAUUUCAUAGUACAUACAGAUUGUGAACUAGUUAUAAACGCCAUACAGGUAGAAGUAUAACGACGAAAGGUUCCGUGUCUAUAGGAACUGAAGGCAGGCGACGGUACCGUUUGGUUUUAGUUCUACAUGUAAUGAAACUCCCGGAACAGCGCGAGUGCAGGAAUGUGGUUAGGUUUUCUAUAUUUGUGUAAUUUAUGGACCUACUAGACUAUAGUUGAAAUUAAUAAUAAAAAAUC